Actinia tenebrosa (Australian red waratah sea anemone) is the source of this 444-nucleotide messenger RNA. RefSeq lists its product as uncharacterized. NCBI's taxonomy places the organism in Eukaryota, Metazoa, Cnidaria, Anthozoa, Actiniaria, Actiniidae. The record is from RefSeq and is a predicted model, not a curated record.
AUGCAAUUACUUGAUGGGAUGAACAGCAUUGGAAACUUUGGGGAUAUCAUGGCCCACAAGUCAGUCUUUGAUACAGUCCUUGAAAACAAGCAGAAGAAGCUUACUGCCUCUAAGUCUCUUUUUAAAGUAGAUUAUGCUGAGAAAGGAUCAAAUAUGAGAAACAAGGAAGAUAGCACAAUGUAUUGUUUUGAAGUGUUCCUGGUUGAUCUUGAGGAGGGAGAAGCUGAUGGAGUGGCCCUUGAAGAUCUUUUCAUAUUCAUUACUGUUGUAGAAUCACCCCCAUCGCUUGGCUUUGACUUGCCUAUAACAAUACAAUUUUAUGACUUUGUUGGGAAAGAACGUAGACGCCCAUCCUCAUCAACCUGCUGCCUGACACUGGAUUUGCCCAGGGGUAUGGAGGAUCCAGAAAAAAUCAAAAGCCUUAUGAGAGAUUCCAUUCUCUAA